This is a messenger RNA of Strigops habroptila (Kakapo), 920 nucleotides long. RefSeq names its product fatty acid binding protein 3 (gene FABP3). Gene Ontology annotation, cellular component: nucleus; cytosol. Gene Ontology annotation, biological process: fatty acid transport. The record is from RefSeq and is a predicted model, not a curated record. NCBI's taxonomy places the organism in Eukaryota, Metazoa, Chordata, Aves, Psittaciformes, Psittacidae. Gene Ontology annotation, molecular function: fatty acid binding. The transcript is spliced from 4 exons. The coding region runs from base 288 to 689 and encodes 133 amino acids.
GCGCUCUUCCCCAUGCGUGCGCGCUGCCCCAGGGCACGGGGGGCUGCGGGCCGGGGCCGGGGCCGCUGGCGGGGCGCGGGUGGCCGCUGGCAGCGCUGCCGAGGAGGAGUAUUUCUGGAGCGCGGUUCUGCUCUUUCCAAUCAUGUGAUGGGGACAUUAUUUAAGGCGGUGGCGAGACCAGGCGGGAGCUGCGGGUUGGGCGCUGCUGAACCACGCUCCGAGCCGGGCCCCGGCACCCUCUGAGCCGCUGAGUGUGACACCCACCCCCCCGCCAGCACCCCCGCACCAUGGCCGAUGCUUUCGUGGGCACCUGGAAGCUGGUGGAAACGACCAAUUUCGAUGAGUACAUGAAGGCGUUGGGCGUGGGCUUCGCCACGCGGCAGAUGGCCGGGCUCACCAAACCCACCACCAUCAUCGAGCUGGAUGGUGACAAGGUGACGGUGAAGACCCAAAGCACCUUCAAGAACACGGAGAUCAGCUUCAAGCUGGGCGAGGAGUUCGAUGAGACCACGGCAGACGACAGGCACGUCAAGUCCUUGGUCACACUGGAUGGAGGCAAACUGGUCCACGUGCAGAAGUGGGAUGGGAAGGAGACAUCACUGGUGCGGGAGCUGAAGGAUGGGAAAUUAAUUCUGACUCUCUCCAUGGGCAACGUCGUGUCCACCCGCACCUACGAGAAGGCCACAUAGACGCUGUCCCCAGCUCCUUGCCCGUCACCUGGUGCCACAUUCGCCCCCCACACACCUCAGUCCUCGCCCCACGCCGGGGUCCCGGAGCCCGUCACGCCGUGGGGGCCACCCGCUGCCCCUGUCCCCAUCGCUCGGGGGCUGCUGGGGCUGGUCUCGUGGGUCAGGGCUUCUGUUUUUUAUUGAUAAUGGGAAAAAGCCACGUGAAGAACGAAUAAAGGUCUCGUUGGUACA